Molecule: messenger RNA, 1553 nt
Organism: Microplitis mediator
Lineage: Eukaryota; Metazoa; Arthropoda; Insecta; Hymenoptera; Braconidae
Gene: Lop2
Product: rhodopsin-like
Exons: 4
Coding region: 187-1428 (413 amino acids)
Biological process (GO): visual perception; G protein-coupled receptor signaling pathway; phototransduction
Cellular component (GO): membrane
Molecular function (GO): G protein-coupled receptor activity
Source: RefSeq, a predicted model, not a curated record
UACUUUAUUUGAAUAUUAAAUACGAUAUUAAAAUUUUUCAUCGGCUUCAGUGGUUUAUAAAAGCUCGCAUCAACCUCCGCUGAUUGUGCUGCGCACCGGAUCAGUACCAAAGUAUUCAUGACCUAAAAAUUUAAAAAAAAGUAAUCACGGAGUAUUUCCAGUGAUAGAGGACACAUUAACUGAAGGAUGGAUACGACUUUGGUAUUGGAGUCAGUGCUAAAUAAUGUGACGUCAACGAUGGACUCGGUAUCAACUUCGAUACCAACACUGAUCACCACGACCGCUUCAGUGGAAGCGUUGCCUUUGUCAGGAGCUGCAUUGAUAUCACACGCUGCUCUGUCAAUGGGACCACAUGCCGCUAAACAGUGGAUGCGAUACAGCAAUCAAACUGUCGCGGACAAAGUGCCCGAGGAGAUGCUACAUUUGGUCGAUCCCCACUGGUACCAGUAUCCGCCGAUGCACCACAUAUGGCACAAAACACUUGGGAUAGUGAUGAUCGUCAUUGGAAUACUCGGCUGGACCGGCAAUGGCUGUGUCGUCUAUAUUUUUUUAAUCACCCCUUCUCUGAGGACACCCAACAAUAUUCUUGUUGUAAAUCUCGCGUUCUCGGACUUCUUGAUGAUGGUCAUCAUGUCACCGCCUAUGGUCGUUAAUUGUUGGUUCGAGACUUGGAUACUUGGAACACUGAUGUGUGAUAUUUAUGCGAUGUUCGGUUCAUUGUGCGGAUGUGUAUCAAUUUGGACGAUGGUACUGAUCACAUAUGAUCGAUACAAUGUUAUUGUUAAGGGUAUGUCCGGUACGCCAUUGACAAUCCCCAGAGCAAUAAUUCAAGUCUCAGUUGUCUGGAUAUUAGCUCUCGCUUGGUCACUUCUUCCACUAUUCGGAUGGAAUAGAUACGUACCGGAAGGUAAUAUGACAUCAUGUGGAACUGAUUAUUUGACAAAAGACUGGGUGUCAAGAUCAUACAUUUUAGUUUAUUCUGUAUUCGUCUAUUACACUCCGCUCUUCACAAUUAUUUACUGCUACUGGUUCAUUGUGUCAGCUGUAGCGGCCCAUGAAAGAGGAAUGAGAGAGCAAGCUAAGAAAAUGAACGUCGCGUCUCUCCGUAGCGGAGAGCAAGAAGGACCUAGUGCUGAAGCUAAAUUAGCAAAGGUAGCUCUCACUACAGUAUCGCUCUGGUUCAUGGCAUGGACGCCGUACCUAGUAAUUAAUUACGCCGGUGUCUUCGAGGCAUCAUUCUUAUCUCCACUCUUCACAAUCUGGGGCUCUCUGUUCUCUAAAACUAAUGCAUGUUACAAUCCACUUGUCUACGCAACUAGUCAUCCAAAGUAUCGCGCUGCUCUUCAUGAAAAAUUACCGUGUCUGGGUAUCGGAGCCCCACCAGCACCAAAAACCAGCGAUACUGCUUCAGCUAAAACUGACGCUUGAAUAACGACUGAUUAACAAAUUAUCAGCUUGUACAAAAAUAAAUAAUUGUCCUUAAAAAAUAAAUAUUUUAUUUCCCAAUUUUAAUAUUUUUAUUCAUACCCUGCAUAUAAUUAUUAUUAAUUAAA